AUGCAGGCGAAGGGCUCGAAGUCGCUGCGCUGUGCUUGGAGCUGGUGGGUCGCAUGGGAGGAACAGGCCAUGACGAGCGGUGCCUUGGCUGACCUCUUGCAAUACAUCACCUUCCACCAGUUCCAGCCCAGGUCGAGCAUGGUGGUGCCUGCUGCCUCCGAGAACCGCCACCGCCCCAGCUAUGGGUAUAACUAUCGCUGGGCGAAUGGCAAGAAGUUUAAUGUUUUGUCCCCUGACGACCUCACUGAUGGCAUCCUCUUCGUCGACUCCAAGAAGUGCUUCAGCUUGAAACACAUCCGCUACCAGGAUGUGGCGCAGACCAAGUCUGCCAAGUCCAAGAAGUAUGCAUGCUUAUCCCAGAAGAAGCCUGCAGGAAAGGCACGCGCCUCCAAAAAGAUCAUCAAGGUGAUGAAGAAGAAUGCUCGCUGGGGGAGUGACGCAGCGGCGGCGGCGCUUGUAACUGGCACGGCCAUUGGCGGUGGCUUCCUGGCAUUGCCCUACACCACAGCGCAAUCUGGUUUUGUGCCCUCGCUUCUGGUGAUGGUGAUCUCCUGGGCGCUGCUGCUAUUUCAGGCGCGGCUGCUGACAGACAUGCUGGCGGAGGAGUCAGAUGGCGAAAUGGUCAGCUUCCAAGCUCUGGCGGAGCGGCGGUUGGGGCGCUGGGGUAAGCUGACCGUGUCGGCGCUCUUUUUGCUGCUGAUGAUGACGACCCUUGUGUCGCAGUAUGCUGAGGCAGGCAAGCUGCUUUCUUCACUGACCGGUCUGCCGCAAGCGCCCUUGCGCACAUUCCUGGCCCUGCUGUUGGCGACUUUCACCUGGAGAUGUGCCGUCGCGCGCACUGCCACGCUGAACAGCUGCUUGACGCUGGGCUUUCUGCUUGCCGGCACGCUGCUGUUUGCACGUGGCUUGCCGCUCGCUCAGUGGCACCGCCUGAACCGAAGCGAAUGGAGCGGCUGCGGGAGGUGCUUGCGCCGCAGCUGCAAGCGUGCAAGCAGGGGCCCGACCAUUCUGCAGCUCUUCGUCUACUGCGAAGUGAUCCCCACCACGCAGUCGAUGCUUCGGCAGCCCUGCCGCAUGAAGCGCGCCAUCUUCCUCGGCUCGGCCUUGCUCUUGGUGGUGGAGGCCGCCUGGUCGGCCCUGGGCCUCGCCCUGGUGCCAGACGCUCUCGGCGGCCUGCGCCGCGAUCCGGUGGCGGUGCUGCUCGGUCAAGGCGGCUUCAUCAGCUCUGCGGUGCUGGCACUGGGUCUGUGCGCAGUUCUGACCACCAUUCUGGGCACAAAUCUGGCCCUCCGCUCCUUCUUCCAUGAAAAUCAGCGUGGGGCCUUGGUCUAUGGCCUCGCCACUCUGGUGCCCUGCAUCGCUCCUGGCAGCGCCUUCUUCGGAGCCAUCGACUUUGCAGGUGCCUAUCCUGUCACCUUACUUUGGGGCGUUGCGCCGUUGCUCAUGGCUCUGCGGCAGAGGCCCAAAGUGGCGUUUCUGCUGCUGAUGCUCAUUGCAUCCCUGGCAGCUCGGCAUGCCGUCGUCCCAUGGGAGGCGCUGGUCAGCAGCAACCUGCUGCACGACCUCCGCCGCCUGGCGGGCGCCGGAGCGGCUCGCUGGGCCUAG
This is a messenger RNA of Effrenium voratum, 1605 nucleotides long. NCBI's taxonomy places the organism in Eukaryota, Dinophyceae, Suessiales, Symbiodiniaceae. The record is from the annotation of a GenBank genome assembly.